Molecule: messenger RNA, 609 nt
Organism: Closterium sp. Naga37s-1
Lineage: Eukaryota; Viridiplantae; Streptophyta; Zygnematophyceae; Desmidiales; Closteriaceae
Source: the annotation of a GenBank genome assembly
AUGAAUCCUGAGUAUGACUACCUGUUCAAGCUUUUGUUGAUUGGCGACUCUGGUGUUGGCAAAUCGUGCCUUCUCCUCCGUUUCGCCGAUGACUCGUAUUUGGAGAGCUACAUCAGCACCAUCGGCGUGGACUUCAAAAUCCGCACUGUGGAGCUCGAUGGCAAGACGAUCAAGCUUCAGAUCUGGGACACUGCAGGACAAGAACGCUUCAGAACCAUCACUAGCAGUUACUAUCGUGGAGCACAUGGAAUUAUUGUUGUCUACGAUGUUACUGAUCAAGAGAGUUUCAACAACGUGAAGCAGUGGUUGAACGAGAUUGACCGAUACGCUAGCGAGAACGUCAACAAGCUGCUUGUUGGUAAUAAGUGCGAUCUUACCAACAAGAGAGUCGUGGAUUAUCAAACGGCAAAGGCUUUUGCUGAUGAGAUUGGCAUCCCCUUUUUGGAGACUAGUGCAAAGAACGCCACAAAUGUAGAGCAGGCUUUCAUGACUAUGGCAGCUGAGAUUAAGAACAGGAUGGCGAGCCAGCCAGCAUUGGGCAACAAGACAGGACAGACCGUUCGUCCAGGAGAGAGCAGGCCCCUGCAACAGAAGAGCAACUGUUGCUAG